Molecule: messenger RNA, 1269 nt
Organism: Notechis scutatus (mainland tiger snake)
Lineage: Eukaryota; Metazoa; Chordata; Lepidosauria; Squamata; Elapidae
Gene: ATP5MC2
Product: ATP synthase membrane subunit c locus 2
Biological process (GO): proton motive force-driven ATP synthesis; proton transmembrane transport
Molecular function (GO): proton transmembrane transporter activity
Source: RefSeq, a predicted model, not a curated record
GCAGAAACCGUUUCCGGGCGGUUUUAAGGCCCUUAGCCUCGUCCUUCCGCUCGCGCAUGCGCGGAAAGCGGUCCUUCUCGCUCUCUUCUCCUGAGCAGCAGUUGUUGAAUGUGGCUGUUCCCCACAACUCUGAAUAUGUAUACUUGUGCAAAGUUGAUUUCUGCCUCCAUCCUGGUGAGGAACAGUUCCACGGUUUUAUGCAGACCUCUCUCUGCUUCUGUGCUGAACAGACCUCAGAUCAGGACGGAAAAGCCCUGCUUUCUUUCGGGCGCUCAGCAUGAAGUCUUGCCGCUGCUGCAUCAGCAGUUCCAAACGAGUGCGGUGUCCAGGGACAUUGAUACUGCCGCCAAGUUUAUUGGUGCUGGUGCUGCCACCGUGGGUGUAGCUGGCUCUGGUGCUGGCAUUGGAACAGUGUUCGGCAGUCUCAUCAUUGGCUAUGCCAGAAAUCCCUCCCUGAAGCAGCAGCUGUUCUCCUAUGCCAUCCUGGGUUUUGCACUUUCCGAAGCCAUGGGGCUCUUCUGCUUGAUGGUAGCAUUCCUCAUUCUCUUUGCCAUGUGACAAAACCAACAUGUACUACUACGUACAUACUCUUCCUUUCUUCCCACCUGUGUUUAGUCUAAUGUGUACGCUGAGCUGAGUGUUUUGUGGGAGAGAUGGGAAGCUCACCUGUUAACCAAAUCCUCCCUGUUCACUGGGGGCAAGUGAAUAAAUACAGCGUUGGUAUACAUUUCCUGCUUUUUUUUAGUGUGCAUAUUUGAUUUUGUAAUAGACACCUGGUUCCAAAUAUUUUGUCCAUGGGGUUAGUCGGUGAUUUAUUUAUUUUUUGGGGGGUGGAAUUGACCAGUGGGACACAGGAAUUCCAUCUGAUGAUGCCAGGACCAUUUGCACAACAUAAUACAAUGUGUUCAGUGCCUCCAAUAGAUUACUGAAAAUCCAGUAAUGGCUGUAAGUUUGUUUUUUAGUUCAGUAAUUUGCAAUAAGUGUGAAAUACCUAAUCAGUAGCUUGAUGCCAUUACUUUUUAUGAAAUCUUAAUUAAUUUAAUGAAGCUUGUCCUUAGUGUCAUAGGAUUGUAGCAAUACUUAUUGGUGCUUCUGCCGGCAUGACUUUAGCUUGGAGCAGGAUGUACAGCCUCUAUGCAAGAUACAGUUCCUGAGCCUCUGUUUUGCUGCUAGAAUGUAUUAACAACCCAUAAAUAACAGUGAGACUCCCUACUAUCCUUGUUUUUUAAAAAGAAAAAUAAGCAUUUUACAUGUUUGUUCCACCUACUU